AUGGAUAGUUUGGCACCUCCUCAGGGGAGAAGAAGACGUGCUUUGUCAAUUAAUAACCCUAGUGAAGGAGAACAGAUCGCUCGAAAUGGUACCUUAGAUACUUUAGAAAACGAUUUGGGUCUUGUUAAGGUCCAGUGGAAUAAAGUAUUAAGUGAUAAAUCAAACCCUUUAGAAUUGGCUUUAGCUUUUCUCGAUGAUACUUCUGUUGGUUUAAGUCACAGAUACGAGGAAUUUAACCAAUUACAGGAAAGAAUUGCUUCAGAUCUUAAAGCAGUAGUUAAUGAACAUAGUCAAGCAUUCAAUGCCAACGUGGCAUCUUAUUCACAAACUGUUUCUGCGUUAACUGAUGCUCAAGAAAUGACAAGCGACAUUAAAAGGGAUUUGAAAGCAGCCAAUGACAACAUUACCAUAAGGAAGGGUUCUUUAGAUGAGUUAAAUGAAAUGAGCGUUCAUUAUGCUAAAACUAUUGAGAAUGCUUCGCUUGUCGAAGAACUGUUGCAAAUUUCAGAAAAGAUUGAAGAUUCAAUAAGGAAAGAAGAAUAUAAAAACGUACAGAAACUCCUGGACAGAGGGUUUGUCUUACUUAAUAUGUCAGAUCUUAGGGAUAUCAAGCUUUUACAACCAAUUCGUCACCAACUGGAAUUACAAGAGCAUACAUUAUUUCAAAAUAUGAUUGAAGAAGUACAUAAUAUCAUAUAUUCCAAGAAGGAAUUUGCUAAUGUUGUCUCGAACAUUUUAGAAACAGUUAGUAUCGCUCAGAAUGGCUUUACUAGUUUGGAAAAUUAUCUUUAUAAUAUUUCCAAUAUUGAUAUAUCCAAACAAUCAAUAGAAAUAAACCAUAAAUUAGAAGCAUUUGUUACAAAUCUUAAACAAGAUCCUGGAUACUACCAAAACAUUGCAACUAUAUCACAUGAAGGAGAACCAUCCGAAUAUGUGCGUUUAUACGCAUUGUUAUCGUCAGUUAAAGACAUAAAUAAGCUCCCUAAUAUGCUAAGUAUUUUGUUGGACAGGUGUAAAGAAGAAGUUCACAUCCUAAUCCAAAAAUGUGUUGACAAAGUUCGUUUUUCUCAUCCAACUUUGCUGAAGUUAAAAACCAAUCCUAACAAUUUCAACGAUUUUGGGCUCUCGAUAAAUGAUCUAUUAUCCUUGAUUAUGAGAGAAUGUUUUUGGGAAAUUUUUGUAAAACUUUUGCUUGCUAUUCAAAGACAUAAAGCCAUAUUUGAAAUUGCAAAUUCAUUACAAAUGACGAGCGGUAACCCUCAUCAAUAUAGGUUCAACGACAUCUGGAAAAAAAUGUUAGACGAGCUCGACACGUUACUUUCAAGAUAUCUUUUCGAUGGUUCUCUAAGUCAGAAUGAUGUCCCUCCAACUGAAAAAAAUGGGCAGCAAAGAAAACAUACAAGGCAAUUAUUCUCAUUGCAAGACAAUCUUGGUGAUAACUCCAUUGCCAAGGAACAUGUAGGCGAAUUGAAGUCACUGCUCAAGGACAUUUUUGUAGGAUUUACAACAUCAACUAACAUAGACUUAGAUUCUGUUUAUAUUGAGGAUGAUUUCUUUGAGCAAGAGGAACCUUUACUUCCACCAUCUGUGUUCAAUAUAAAAGUUAUUUUGGAGCCUUUUUUACUGUUCUCUAAAGCAACAGCUACAUUCAUAUCAACUGAGUUGUUAAACGAUUCUGUCCAACCACCAAUGGCAGUUUUCUCCAACUUCAUGGAAGCUAGAUGGCUACCUGCGUUGGAAACAACUUUUACUUACUUGUUCCAGAAAAAAGUGCAAUCAAAUAAUCCAUAUGCACUAGAAAAGGUAGGGGAACGCAGAAGCGUUUUCAAGGCAGCCACAGACUUUAAAAUCCUCUUUCAAAAUGUUUUAUAUGUUUUGAAUACUUCUAAUAUUUAUAGAGGACAAUUUACCGAAGUAGUUCUGAGCCUUUUAAGUAGGUUCUCCGUUUACUAUUCAAAUAUUAUUGAAAAUUUAAUUGGUAGGUCCAAGAAUAAAAUUUCAAAAACGAAAAUCCUAUCUGUUUGGUUAAAGGACGACGAUUUAAUGAAAACUGAAAGAGAAUUUCUUCUUCAGGAUGGUUCGAAGGGUUCUUUAGAUAGUCAAACUGAGACCUCCCUAUUAUUUAAAUUCUGCGAUCAAUUUUAUGUUAAAAACAAAGGUAUAAAUAGCAGUGAUUUAUUUAAUACACUUACUUUAGAUGCUUCAAUAUAUCUAACAAGUACAAUAUGCUGGAUUUUGAGUUGGCUUCCGGACCUGGAAAAACCAACAGAACAAUCUUCAGAAGAGCAAAGCACAAGCACUUUUGAAGGCGACGCCGAUGAAAUCAGAAAUCAUUGGGCGCUCUCAGAAUAUGGUAAUUUGGAAGCAUUGGAUAAGAAUUUGAGUUUGAGACUUUUAUCUAACAAAGUGAGUUCUUUACGGUUGAACAAGCUUGUUCAUGAGUUUAUAGAAAUGAAGUAUAGGUUGCUGUCGAUAUUAAGGUUUGACAUAAGAACGAGAUCCAUUUACAGAAUCGGUAAGUUCUUUCAGCUCACGAAAAUAUGGAAUUCUGAUGUGGGUAGUAUAGAAUUAGAUCAAAAUAUUGGCAUACUAUUGAAUGAAUUGAAAACAAUUGAAAAUAAAUUAAAAGAGGAACUUCCUGUAGAAGAAAAGGAUAAAAUUUUCACAGGUCUUGACGACGUCAAUACUUUUGCAUUUAUCAAGGGAGCCAAUUCAAUCACUGUAUUAAACAACAAUGGUAUAAAGAGAAUUUUGAGGAAUAUAAAUGUUCUACAACAUACUCUCAGAAAUCUUUACUUCAAACCUGCAGAGAUCACCAUGGGUAAUGCAAUAAGUUUUUACACUUUGGCCGGCUCAAGUGAGGCAACCCUGCUAAACAAAAUUCAAUCAAAAGAGUUGUCAUUCUGCUCGGUAGAAGACUUGAAGACCAUAUUAAGACUACAAUAUAGUGAAGAGUUAACUAGGCAAGUGAAAAGACAUGGCCCAAACGGAAAUAGAACUGCCAGUAACCCCGUGAAUAAAAGAUACACCGAAGCCCUUGCUAAAAUUGAGCAGUUGGAAGAAAAUGCAAUAUAA
Kazachstania africana CBS 2517 is the source of this 3075-nucleotide messenger RNA. RefSeq names its product exocyst subunit SEC8 (gene SEC8). The coding region runs from base 1 to 3075 and encodes 1024 amino acids. Gene Ontology annotation, cellular component: exocyst. The transcript has a single exon. The record is from RefSeq and is a predicted model, not a curated record. Gene Ontology annotation, biological process: exocytosis; Golgi to plasma membrane transport. Lineage: Eukaryota; Fungi; Ascomycota; Saccharomycetes; Saccharomycetales; Saccharomycetaceae.